This is a messenger RNA of Dunckerocampus dactyliophorus (ringed pipefish), 6778 nucleotides long. RefSeq names its product 1-phosphatidylinositol 4,5-bisphosphate phosphodiesterase beta-1 (gene plcb1l). The record is from RefSeq and is a predicted model, not a curated record. The transcript has 32 exons. Gene Ontology annotation, cellular component: nuclear speck; cytoplasm. The coding region runs from base 205 to 3939 and encodes 1244 amino acids. NCBI's taxonomy places the organism in Eukaryota, Metazoa, Chordata, Actinopteri, Syngnathiformes, Syngnathidae. Gene Ontology annotation, biological process: memory; lipid catabolic process; phosphatidylinositol-mediated signaling. Gene Ontology annotation, molecular function: phosphatidylinositol-4,5-bisphosphate phospholipase C activity; calcium ion binding; calmodulin binding.
CACACGCACGCACGGCUGUACGUACCGGGACGCGCCGCCGUCAAUGCGGGCUGCUCGGCGCACUGGCAGCGGCCGUGGGCUUCCCGUCUGCUGCCCAACUAACCCCCCAUUGGUUGUUUUUGUAAGAAGAUAAAGCAUCGAGGAGGAGAAAGACAGAAGCGAGUUUUUUGGUGUAGUUUUGCGUGCUGAGGAGUAGAUGAGUCAAUGGCAGGGGCUCAGCCUGGAGUCCACGCGCUGCAGCUCAAGCCGGUGUCCGUGCCUGAGAGCCUCAGACGGGGCAACAAAUUCAUGAAAUGGGACGAUGAUUCCACCACCGUGAGCCCCGUCACGCUAACCGUUGACCCCAAAGGGUACUUCCUGUAUUGGACGGACCAGAACAAGGAGACAGACUUGCUGGACAUAGCCUACAUCAAAGACGCCCGCAAUGGAAAAUGCACCAAAACACCAAAGGAGGCCAAGCUGCGUGAGCUGCUGGACGUCAGCACGCUGGCGGGCAAGAUGGAGAAUCGCAUGCUGACGGUGGUGAGCGGCACCGACAUGGUGAACAUCACCUACCUGAACUUCAUGGCCUUCCAGGAGGAGACGGCCAAGGAAUGGGCGGAGGAGCUGUUCAGCCUGGCGUCCAACCUCCUGGUGCAGAACACGUCCAGAGAGGCCUGCCUGGACAAAGCAUACACGCGACUCAAGCUGCAGCUCAACCCUGAAGGUCGCAUCCCCGUCAAGAACAUCUUCAGGAUAUUCUCGUCCGACAGGAAGCGAGUGGAGACGGCGCUGGAAAACUGCAACCUUCCCUCUGGCAGAAACGACUCCAUCCCCCAAGAGGACUUCACCCCGGAGGUCUACAACCUGUUCCUUAGCAACAUUUGUCCCAGGCCCGAGCUGGACCACAUCUUCAGUGACGUAGGUGCUAAGAGCCGUCCGUAUCUGACCGUGGAGCAGAUGACCGAGUUCAUCAACAGCAAGCAGCGGGACCCCCGCCUCAACGAGAUCCUCUACCCGCCCCUCAAACCGGAGCAGGUCCAGCUGCUGGUGGACAAAUAUGAACCCAGUGCCACGCUGGCCCAGAACGGUCACAUCUCAGUGGAAGGCUUCGCCCGCUACCUGAACGGCGAGGAGAACAGCAUCAUUCCUCCAGAGAAGCUGGACCAGAGCGAAGACAUGACCUUUCCCCUCUCCCAUUAUUUCAUCAACUCAUCACACAACACUUACCUCACAGCCGGCCAGCUGGCGGGGAACUCGUCGGUGGAGAUGUACAAGCAGGUUCUGCUGUCCGGGUGUCGCUGCAUCGAACUGGACUGCUGGAAGGGUCGCACUACGGAAGAGGAGCCCGUCAUCACCCACGGCUUCACCAUGACCACCGAAGUCUCCUUCAAGGAGGUGAUCGAGGCCAUCGCCGAGUGCGCCUUCAAGACCUCCCCCUUCCCCGUCAUCUUGUCCUUCGAGAACCACGUGGACUCACCCAAGCAGCAGGCCAAGAUGGCCGAGUACUGCCGCUCAAUAUUUGGAGACGCUCUGUUGACGGAACCUCUGGAGAAAUAUCCCCUGGAGUCUGGCGCGCCGCUGCCCAGCCCGAUGGAGCUGAUGGGGAAGAUCCUGGUGAAGAACAAGAAGAAGCACCACAAGGCGUACUCCACCAAGAAGAAACUGGCCGAGCAGGUGUCCAACACCUGCAGCGACUCGUCCAGCGUGUGCGAGCCCUCCUCGCCCGGCGCCAGUUCGACCAAGGAGGACAUGACAGAUUCCUCCCAGCCAGCAGAGGGUGCUGACCUUAGUCUGAGGCCGCAGGGAAGAAAGUCCAUCGGUGAGGUGGAGGCGGAAAGUGAGGACGAAGAUGAAGAUGAUGACGACUGCAAAAAGGGAUCCAUGGACGAGGGCACGGCGGGCAGCGAGGCGUUUGCCACAGAGGAAAUGUCGAACCUGGUCAUCUACAUCCAGCCCGUCAAGUUUAACAGCUUUGAAGCUUCCAAAAAGAUCAGUCGCAGCUACCAGAUGUCGUCUUUCGUGGAGACCAAAGCGUUGGAACAGCUGACCAAAUCUCCUGUGGAAUUUGUGGAAUACAACAAGCUGCAGCUGAGCAGGAUUUACCCUAAAGGCACUCGAGUGGAUUCGUCCAACUACAACCCUCAGCUCUUCUGGAACGCCGGCUGCCAGCUGGUGGCGCUCAACUUCCAGACGAUCGAUCUGUCCAUGCAGCUCAACCUGGGCAUGUACGAGUACAACGGCAAGAGCGGGUUCCGCCUCAAACCGGAGUUCAUGCGGCGGCCCGACAAGCACUUCGACCCGUUCACCGAGAGCACCGUGGACGGCAUCGUAGCAAACACGCUCUCUGUGAAAAUCAUCUCGGGGCAGUUCCUCUCGGAUAAGAAGGUGGGCACCUACGUGGAGAUGGACAUGUUCGGCCUGCCGGUGGACACCAAGAGGAAGGCCUUCAAGACCAAAACAUCUCAGGGCAACGCCGUCAACCCCAUCUGGGAGGAGGAGGCCAUCGUCUUCAAGAAGGUGGUCCUCCCUACGCUGGCGUCCCUGAGGAUCGCCGUGUUUGAAGAGGGAGGGAAGUUCAUCGGACACCGCAUCAUCCCCGUGUCAGCCAUCCGUCCAGGCUACCACUACGUCAACCUGAGGAACGAGAAGAACCAGUCGCUCACGCUGCCCGCCCUCUUUGUCUACGUGGAAGUCAAAGAUUACGUCCCGGACACGUUCGCAGACGUCAUCGAGGCUCUGUCCAACCCCAUCCGCUAUGUCAACCUGAUGGAGCAGAGAGCCAAUCAGCUGGCGGCGCUCACCCUGGAGGAGGGCGGAGACGAGGAGGCCGACAAAGAGGUGGAGGCGGGAAGCGACCCCCCCUCAGAGUCCAAGGCGGACGCCAGAGCCGUGUUGCCGGCGGAAAACGGACUGACCCACACCCCCAUCGCCCCCAAACCCCCGUCGCUGGUCGGCCAUCAGCCUCAGUCUGCGGGCUCUCUCAAACCCCCGGUGAAGACGGAGGACAUCAUCCAGAGUGUCCUCACAGAAGUGGAAGCUCAGACGGUGGAGGAGCUGAAGCAGCAGAAGGGUUUUGUGCGCGAGCAGCGUAAGCAGUACAAGGAGAUGAAGGAGCUGGUGCGCAAACACCACCGCAAGACCGGCGAGCUCAUCAAGGAGCACACGGCCCGCGCUUCCGAGCUCCAGAACCAGCACCAGCGCCGCUGCUCGGCCCUGCACAAGAGCCACAAACGUGACGGUAAGAAAAGCCGAUCGGAGCAGUCCCUGUCUGCACUGGACCGGGAGCUGAGCGAGUUGGACCAGGACUGCAGCCAGCGUCUGGUGGAGCUGAAGGAGCAGCAGCAGCAGCAGCUCCUCACGCUUCGCCAGGAGCAGUACUACAGCGAAAAGUAUCAGAAGCGCGAGCACAUCAAGCAGCUGGUGGAGAAGCUGACCGCCCUUGCUGAGGAGUGCCAGAGCGUGCAGCUCAAGAAGAUGAGGGAUAUCUGCGAAAAGGAGAAGAAAGAGCUGAAGAAGAAGAUGGACAAGAAGAGACAGGAGAAGAUGAGUGAAGCCAAGUCUAAAGACAAGAACAUCACAGAGGAAGAGAAGCUGGAGAUAAACCGGUCGUUCGUCAAUGAGGUGGUGCAGUACAUCAAACGGCUGGAGGACGCCCAGAGUAAGCGCCAGGAGCGUCUGCAGGAGAAACAUAAGGACAUCCGCCAGCAGAUUUUGGAUGAAAGGCCAAAGCUGCAGAGUGAUCUGGACCAGGAGUACCAGGACAAGUUCCGCCGACUGCCGGUGGAGAUCCAGGAGUUCGUCCAGGACAGCGGCAAGACCAAGCUGGGCGACGACGGUCUCCGUGGCAACCUGACCUCGUCCUCGUCCACGGCGGACAGGCUCAACCACAAGGCGUCGCAGUCGGAGGACGACGCCGAGGACGGUUCGCUGGAGCGCGUCUACGACACGCCCCUUUAGACUUGCCGGGCGUCUUUGACAGGACUUGAUCUGCUCCGGUGAGUAGCGGCGGCCUUUGGGUGUACAUUGAACCUCUGGUGUGUUUGUCACCCGUGCGUUACCAGACACGAACUUACUUACUUUUCAUCUUGUCUUCUCAUCAUCCUCACGCUGGUUAUGAUGUGCCAUGCUGGUAACCGUGGUCAUGCUGGUUAUGGUGGUCUUGGUGGUCUUGGUGGUCUUGGUGGUCUUGGUGGGGUUUGACUGCUCACCUCCUCAACAUUUUUCCAGCCCUUAUCCGCUGGUGGCCUGCUGGCUUCUCCAUUGAGUUGUGACAAAGAACUAAAGCGGCGUUUCCAUUUGCACGCAUUUUGCCUCCGCAUUGUCCCGCAAUUUGCCGUGGCAAUGUGCGUCAUUUAUUUAUUUAUGGCUCGCCCGAAAAGCAUGAAGACUAGUUUGCACGCUGUUUGCAUUUUGUUUACGUGUAAAUUACACAUUUUGUGACCGAAAAUGGUGCGCAUUGGCACGAAAUGACCACGCACGACUUGUUUACACCUCGUCGUUACGUCUAGUGCACAAUAGUACGCGCAACAUGGGCGUGCAUUCUGGUAUUAUUUGCUCCCACUGUGUCCCGUGCGACGCCAAGCUUCAUUAAUUCCUCAGUAUGGAUUGGUUUUAUCCCCUCUUGCAGUGACCUUUUACUUGUGGAACUUCUAUCGGGGUAAAGUUGCGAAAAGUGUUUAGAACAUCAGCGGCCUUAUUAGUUAGAUAGACGUGAGUGGAGCUCAUUUAUCUUCUUUAAGGCAAAGUUAUGCAAGUUGUUAUUAUUUUUAUAUUGUGGCUGCUUUUAUGCCCAUGCCCCCCAUUAUAUUAAACUCUUUUUCUUUAUGGAGAGUGUCACCUCAGUCUUCUGGGAUAUAAAAGACUAAGCAGUAUUUCUUUUUAGGUUAUUCCGGUUACACAGAAAAACCUUACAGGUCCUUCUGAUCGCCAGUAGCUGAGUCAAUCAUCCCAGGUCCUUUAGAAGCGCAACAAACCCAAAGCCGAGGGCAAGCAGCUUUAAAGUAAAGGAUUCAGCGUUGGGUUACUCUGUUGUGCUGGAUCUGGACGUCUCUACACAGCAGACUGUGAAAACCUGGGUGAGGUCCCCUCACCCCUGACUUAGAGGACUCGCCCUCAUACGGGACAUAUUUAACCCUUUAAACAGAGUCAUCAGUCCGGGACGUGUGCACGCUUGAAACAGAAGAAGUGUGGUGUUGAACCUCCGCGUUAACUCGGGCAAUUUGCAAGGUUGAACUCCAGAGAAGACGCUGUUGACCAGCUGAAACAUGUGAAGCAUGUACAUUUAGCACUGUUGGAUCUUUAGGAGGUUCUAAGUAGAGAUUCAAAAUGCAAAAAGAAGAAAUGGGAGCAAAACAAAGAAGCAAUUUAUUGCAAAGAAGCAUUCAAGUGGAAUAGGCUGUUGAUCAGCACAGCCUUGAAAAGGCAAAAUGAUGACAAACAUGUGGAUUGAAUGUGAUUUAGUGUCGUCAUGAUGUCUUGAUGGCAAAGGCAACAAAGCUUUCUCUCUUUGAAGGCGGUGGGAUUGUUGAGCUGCAUAAGCAAGGCCUCUCCCAGCGCACCAUUGCUGCUGAGGUUGGACGCAGUAAGACACUCAUCUCAAACUUCUGAAAAACAUCCUGGAGCAAAAAAGUCAAGUGGUAGACCCAAAAAAAUGAGCCGAAGGAUCCCAUUGGCUCUCCGUCAAGAUCACAGGACCAUCCUCGGCCCAGAUGGAGGCUGUUAUUGGUGCCGAGUGCAGUCCAAUAACCAUCAGAGGCCAUCUGGCAGAGAAUGCUUUUAAGAAGAAAAAAGCUCUUCAAAAGGUUUGGAAUUUACAGGAGAGCACCAAACAUGGGACAUUGAAAGGUGGAAGAAACUUUUAUUCUCCCUUGACAGCCCUGAUGGCUUCCAACGUUACUGGCAUGACAAGGAGAUGUUUUCCCACACAGCACGGUGGAGGGGACACCAUCAUGAUCCUUUAAUGGAAGAAUGGAGCUUCAGGUUGCGCAGGGGCGUCAAACAGCAGAUGGCUAUGUGGAGAUGUUGCAGGGGGCAUCCCUCAUGACUGAAGGCCCUGGUCUGUGUGGUGAUGACUGGCUUUUUCCAACACUUCAUUAAGAACUUCCUCCAGAGGAAAAAGCUCACUCUUUUGGACCAUCCUGCGUGUUCCCCUCAUCUAAAUCCAAUGGAUUUACAAAAAUGGACAUGAGCUCCAGACAGUAGAUGUCCUCCGUGAAGGCAUCUUCACCACCUGGAGCAACAUUCCCACUAGCCUCCUGGAAACACUGGCAUAAGCAUGCCCAAAGCCAUUUCUCACCUCAUGAACAAGAAUGAAGAAAGAACUCCUUUUUACACAUUUUAUUUCUACUUUAGGGGGGGUUCCUGUGUCUUUUUUAAGCUAUGCUCUUAAACUUUUGAUCAGCUGAUGACCAGCCUAUUUCACUUUAAUGCUUCUUUGCAAUAAAUUGCUUUUUGUCUCACUCUCAUUUUGUCUUUUUGCAUUUGGAAUCUCUACUUAGAACCUCCUAAAGAUCCAACAGUGCAAAAGGUAGCAUAAAUAAGCCACAGACACUAAAUUUAGAGAGAAAAACAGAUUUGUACAUGUGUAUAUAAAAAAAAAAAAUACACUGCUCAAAAAAAUGAAAGGAACACUUGGAAAACACAUCAGAUCUAAACUGGGGGGAAAAUGAUGUUGAAUAUGUUUCCUGAUAAUAAGUGGGUGAUGUAUUAGUAACAAAAUGAUGCCACAUCAUUUGAUAGAAAUGAAAAUGAUCACCCUAUAGAGGGGGGAAAUCAAAGACACCCCAAAAAUGAAAGU